AUGAAACACUCUCCGGAAGAAGAUCGUUCAACUUGCUUUUACCGCGAAGAAGAAGAAGACUGCAAAGAGCGUUUUCCGACGAUGAAAUUGUUUUGCCAGCAUAUGAAGAGCAACCAUCGUCAGAGAAACUCCAGUGGCAUUCGAAGUGAAACGGAGACGAAUGAUAUCCCCAAGUGGUCUCGAACCGUUAAGAGAACGAGGAGGCAAACAGCAGCGGGAUAUGAGUUUUCGAGAGUCUACUAUGGAUCUUUAGUGUUGCCUCAACUAGAAGAAGGAGAAGAUUCGGGUUCGACCCAAAAGAAGCAGAAGACCGGAGAUACCAGGCGGAAUCGAGGUGCGUUAAUGGCGUUCUCUGAAUCGGGUGAUAAUUAUGAGUGCGAAUCCAUCUCCAGCCGUGGAAGAAUGUUGAAGAACCCUAGACCAGGGAAGGCCGUGAAAAGUGUGCACCGAUGUGAGAUUUGUGGCAACCUGUUUGGAACCGGUCAAGCACUCGGCGGCCACAAAACGUCUCAUCGGGUGAAGGUGUGGUGA
Molecule: messenger RNA, 531 nt
Organism: Hibiscus syriacus
Lineage: Eukaryota; Viridiplantae; Streptophyta; Magnoliopsida; Malvales; Malvaceae
Product: zinc finger protein AZF3-like
Exons: 1
Coding region: 1-531 (176 amino acids)
Molecular function (GO): DNA-binding transcription factor activity
Source: RefSeq, a predicted model, not a curated record